AUGCUGAACUCCCAGUGGGGAAGGGCAGCAGCCAUUACUACAGCUCCAGGCCAUCAUUGUUCCCCGCUGGUGCUGGGAAACUGGACGGCUUGGACCCAAGAGAAAUAUGUCAGCAGCUGCCAGUCUGGAGGCGUUCCCACAGCUGUGCAGAACUCAGCGCAGCGCGCUGCUGUUGCGGCUGUUGCCGCUGCUGCUCCCCGGGCUGGGGCUGUUGCCCGCUACAAAUAAGCCUCCAGUGUUCGCAGCUCUCAUCUUGCCGUACAGCGCCUGCAGGCACCCCAGCCUGAGGUCCAAGUGCAGGGACAGGAGCCACUGACUACCUCCAUGCUGGCCGCAGCACACCCCCAGGAACAGAAGCAGAUGCUGGGAGAACGCUUGUUCCCACUCAUCCAAACAAUGCAUUCAAACCUGGCUGGGAAGAUCACGGGAAUGCUGCUGGAGAUCCACAACUCUGAGCUGCUGCACAUGUUAGAGUUCCCCGAGUCUCUCCACCCCAAGGUGGAUGAAGCUGUAGCAGUUCUACAGGCUCAUCAUGCCAAGAAAGAAGCUGCCCAGAAAGUGGGCGCUGUUGCUGCUGCUACCUCUUAGACAAGGAAAAACCGAUUCAAAAGCCAAAUAACCCCUCAUGGAGUUCAGCUCAAGGUUUGUAGACUUCCUAGCUUGUCCUGUGGACCUCAAAACCAAGAACUACAAAUUGCAAAUUU
This is a messenger RNA of Pan troglodytes (chimpanzee), 704 nucleotides long. Its product is annotated as polyadenylate-binding protein 4. Lineage: Eukaryota; Metazoa; Chordata; Mammalia; Primates; Hominidae. Gene Ontology annotation, molecular function: RNA binding; ubiquitin-ubiquitin ligase activity. The record is from RefSeq and is a predicted model, not a curated record. Gene Ontology annotation, biological process: protein polyubiquitination; positive regulation of canonical Wnt signaling pathway. Gene Ontology annotation, cellular component: cytoplasm; nucleus.